AUGGACUCACGGUUCUUCAUCUGCUUUCUGCUUCUACUGCUCAAUUUCGAUUACACGGUGGUGUUGGUCAAUGGCGGGGGAGCGGGAGUAUUCAAAGUUAGUUACAAAUUCGCCGGUUCGGAGAGGACUCUUAGUGCUCUUAGAGCUCAUGAUAUACGUCAUCUCAAUAUCCUCGCCGGCGUUGAUCUCCCUCUCGGAGGAACCGGCCGUCCCGACGCCGUUGGGCUCUACUAUGCUAAAAUAGGGAUUGGAACGCCCCCCAAGGAUUACUAUGUGCAAGUUGAUACAGGGAGCGACAUAACAUGGGUUAAUUGCAUCCAAUGCCACGAAUGCCCCAAAAGGGGCUACCAUGGCAUAGAACUCACCCUUUAUGAUCCAAAUGACUCUCUCACUGGGAAACUGGUAACAUGUGAUCAAGAAUUCUGCAAGGAGAUAUCGAGAAGCUCGUUUUCAGGUUGCAGUGCAAAUUCAUCUUGUUUGUAUACUGAGGCUUAUGGUGACGGGAGCUAUAGCAUGGGCUAUUUUGUAGAAGACAUCGUCCAAUAUGAUCGAGUCUCUGGUGAUCUUCAGACCAAAUCGGCAAAUGGAAGUGUUAUUUUUGGAUGUGGUGCCAGAUCUGAGGAUCUAGGAUCAUCUGAUGAUGCACUUGAUGGGAUACUUGGUUUUGGAAAAACAAAUUCAUCCAUGAUUUCACAGCUAGCGUCUUCUGGAAGAGUAAGAAAGAUGUUUGCGCAUUGUUUAGAUGGCGUGAAUGGUGGAGGCAUCUUUGCCAUUGGGCAUGUUGUUCAACCACAAGUGAACACAACGCCACUGGUACCAAAUCAGCCCCAUUACAAUGUAAAUAUGACUGCAGUUCAAGUCGGUCUGGAUUUUCUGAAUAUUACAACAGAUAUAUAUACGGAUGGGGACAAUAAAGGAGCAAUAAUUGAUAGUGGUACUACCUUGGCAUAUCUUCCAGAGGUGAUUUAUGUACCAUUAGUGAAAAAGAUACUCUCCUGGCAGUUGGAUUUGAAACUGCAAACUCUUCAUGACAUAUACACUUGCUUUGAUUAUUCAGGAAGCGUUGAUGAUGCGUUUCCUCCUGUCACUUUUCAUUUUGAAAAGUCGCUUCAUCUGAAUGUUUAUCCUCGUGAAUACCUGUUCCCUUUUGAAGACUUGAUGUGUCUUGGUUUUCAAAAUAGCGGAAUGCAAUCCCGGGAUAAACAGAACAUUACUCUUUUAGGAGAUUUGGUUCUUUCAAAUAAGCUGGUCCUCUAUGAUCUAGAAAACCAAACAAUUGGAUGGACUGAAUAUAACUGCUCGUCAAGCAUUAAAUUGAAGGAUGAACUUACUGGGUCAGUACAUCUAGUCGGUGCUCACUCUAUAGCCCGAGGUUGCAUUCUCAAUGUCCCAAUGGUUCUGUUCUCUUUGCUGCUAAUGGCUUUACUGCACGGUAUUUUAACCGAACUGCUAUAG
Molecule: messenger RNA, 1455 nt
Organism: Fraxinus pennsylvanica
Lineage: Eukaryota; Viridiplantae; Streptophyta; Magnoliopsida; Lamiales; Oleaceae
Source: the annotation of a GenBank genome assembly